GUUUAAAUUUCUUCCAGCGAUAUAAUGCCUACCUGUAAUUAGACCCACACUGAUUGGUGAUAGUAGUGAUCCGAACUUAUAAUAUAAAUCACAUGUGAACCUUUGGAGUGCCGAGUUUAGGAAUGGAUCAUUCUCCAGGUUCACAUGUGAUCUAUAUUAUAAGUUCGGAUCACUACUAUCACCAAUCAGCGUAGGUUUAAUAACAGGUAGGCAUUAUAUAGCGGGAAAAAAUUUAAACAAUAUCGAUACGGAUACUAAAGAUGUCGGAUACUCCGGUUCAGGUGACAACGAAGAACCCUAAAAAGGUUGAGGCUGAUAAGAGGCUUGCUGAAUUCAAUCGUAAAAAUAGGGAAGAAUAUAAAAGAUUGCUAAUGGCACAGACGGAGUUACAGUCGGCACCUCAGACACAAACCCAGCCGGCACCUCAGACACACUCAGCACCUCAGACACAGUUGGAGGAUCCUAAGGAUAUUGUCAUUGAGGAUUCUGUGACAGAUGGCCCUAAACACGGUGGAGUGAACUACACAAUAAUGGGUGGUGGUGUGAUAGUUAUGCUACUAAUUGGAGCGUUGGUGGUCUAUAAAAAUAAGGACAAAAAUAUUAGGGUGAAGGGUACCCCACCAAGUAACUCUGGUAAUAAAAAAACUAUGAGAAUAAGUAAGCUUGAAAUGGAAUAAAGGGAUAAUAUCGCGAUACUAUAAUCUUGAAGUAAAUAUAAGACAUGGAUAAGAAAAGUAUAGUCAACGAUAUUUAUAAAGCAUCGGUCGUAUGCGUUUUCGCUGUGGGCUAUUCAAUGCUCGGGAAAAAGGUAUUAAAAAUGACACCACCCUCAAUUCAGAAGUUUGACCUGGAAGAUACCGGAAAGCUUGUAGCCAUAGUCGCCGCAAGUGAAAUGACAAGAGAAUAUCUAGUUAAGCAAAAAAUUAUACCUGAAACUAUAAAUAUAUAAUGUUGCGAAUACUGGAAUGGUUGGUCUGGGUUUUAUAUCGACGUAAGAAAGUUGAGAGUAUUUUACCCAAGGUGGAAUACACGGAGGUGGAAUACACGGAGGUGGAUACGGAUGUCAUAGCCCCCGAGGCUAUCGCAUUAAAAUAACGCCACUAUAUUAUACCGGAUUAUAUAAACAUGGCUUCAAUUGCAAUGAUGUUGGGAGGUGCCUUCGCGAACGCUUUGGCCUUCACCGGAUCAAGCUACCUCUUUUCAAGUUUAUCAAAGGAUAGGAUAGAUAAGGAACGGAAGCGGCAUGAUCUGGCCAUAGAACAGCUGCAAAAGGCUCAGGUUAUAUGGCAACGUAAAAGACAAGAGAGGGUGGACUUUAUCAAUAAGCAGCUCAGACUUGAGAAGAAGGCCGAGGGUAAAUUCACGGAGCUGGAUGACGCGAUGCGGGAAUAUAAAAAAGUAUUUGGAGGAUCACCUCUCACAGAUAUUCCGCGCAGGCCCGUAUUGAGCGACUUUUAUACACCCAGCAACGGCCAGCAUGAACGGGAAUUGGCAUUUAUCGCGCUAAGCAUGAUCGGUGUCGGGGGUGCCGUGUGGUAUUUCGAAAAAUAGUACUAUGCCGCGGGUAUUAUGUUACAUGACACAUGUAACAUAUAUUCGGAAUAGC
Messenger RNA from Hydractinia symbiolongicarpus, 1606 nucleotides. RefSeq lists its product as uncharacterized. The record is from RefSeq and is a predicted model, not a curated record. The transcript has 2 exons. NCBI's taxonomy places the organism in Eukaryota, Metazoa, Cnidaria, Hydrozoa, Anthoathecata, Hydractiniidae. Bases 261 to 677 code for a protein of 138 amino acids.